Messenger RNA from Cuscuta campestris, 1847 nucleotides. The record is from the annotation of a GenBank genome assembly. NCBI's taxonomy places the organism in Eukaryota, Viridiplantae, Streptophyta, Magnoliopsida, Solanales, Convolvulaceae.
UUCACGCCUCACGGGAGACCAGGCCUCUCCUUCUCCUCUCCAGAGUCAAAUUGAGCUUCGAAUAAGCUUCACUCCAUUACAGGCUCAUCUGAUUUGGGAGCUUUGGUCGGACAGAUUGAGUUGUGGGGUCGAUGGGGAGCACUUCGCUAGCUGGAUUGAAGGAUCAUUUGAAACUUGCGAGAGAAUACGCCAUUGAAGGCCUCUACGACACCGCCGUCAUCUUCUUCGAUGGCGCCGUUGCUCAGAUCAACAAGCAUGUUAACACAAUUGAUGAUCCUUUGCUUCGAUCAAAGUGGAUGAAUGUAAAGAAAGCAAUACUUGAAGAAACAGAAGUUGUUAAACAGCUGGAUGUGGAGAAGAGGUCUUUGAAAGACGGUCCUGCUGGUAGACGUCCUUUGUCUCCUCCAAUUUCGAGUAAAUCGGCAUCAUCAUUUCUCUUCCAACCACUGGAUGAAUACCCUACUCCAUCCAGUGUUCCAAUGGAUGAUCCUGAUGUUUGGAGACCUCCACCAAGUCGAGACAGCGCAUCUAGAAAGCCAUCAAGAGCAGGUAUGAGAAAGUCUCCUCAAGAUGGUGCUUGGGCACGCAGCUCUUCCACUCCUACCAGAACAGGAACCCCUGGUCGAGGGGGAAAGCCUGGAUCUGUUAAGGCUAACACAGCGACUCGAACAUCAACAACAACAAAGAAAGGGAAUGGGAAGUCUGCAAAAGUUGAAUCACCUAAUGGUGAGGGUGAAGAUGGGAAGGCUAAAAAGGUGGAAUAUGAGGGUCCUGAUCCAGACUUGGCAGCUAUGCUUGAGAGAGAUGUUUUGGAAACAAGCCCCGGUGUGAGAUGGGAUGAUGUUGCUGGGUUAAGCGAGGCAAAAAGACUUCUAGAGGAGGCUGUGGUUCUCCCAUUAUGGAUGCCUGAAUACUUCCAGGGAAUAAGGAGACCCUGGAAAGGUGUUCUUAUGUUCGGUCCACCUGGCACAGGGAAGACUCUUUUAGCAAAAGCAGUUGCAACUGAGUGUGGGACAACAUUUUUUAACGUUUCUUCUGCCACAUUGGCUUCAAAGUGGCGUGGAGAAAGUGAGCGUAUGGUUCGGUGUUUGUUCGACCUUGCUCGUGCCUAUGCUCCCAGCACAAUAUUCAUUGAUGAAAUUGAUUCACUUUGCAAUGCUAGAGGGGCUUCAGGAGAGCAUGAAUCAUCUAGAAGGGUAAAGUCUGAACUUCUUGUUCAAGUGGAUGGUGUAAACAACUCCUCCACCAAUGAGGAUGGAACACGAAAAAUAGUGAUGGUUUUGGCAGCCACAAAUUUUCCUUGGGAUAUCGAUGAGGCAUUGAGGAGACGGCUUGAAAAAAGGAUAUACAUUCCCCUUCCAAGUUUUGAAAGCCGCAAGGAGCUUAUCCGGAUCAAUUUGAAAACCGUUGAGGUGGCAACAGAUGUGGAUAUAGACGAAGUGGCACGAAAAACAGAGGGAUACAGUGGGGACGACUUGACAAACGUGUGCCGAGACGCGUCUUUGAAUGGGAUGAGGCGCAAGAUAGCAGGGAAGACGAGGGACGAGAUCAAGAACAUGGCCAAGGAUGAGAUCUCCAAGGACCCUAUCGCAAUGUGCGACUUCUUGGAAGCCAUAAAGAAAGUCCAACCCAGUGUUUCCGCAGCUGACAUUGAGAAGCACGAAAAGUGGUUCUCUGAGUUCGGAUCUGCCUAAUGAAUGGAAUCAUCUUUUCAUUUGCUGCCAUGAUCUUCUUGUGCAUCUUUGAAAAACAUAAUGGGUUUAUGAGGAUGAAUUGCUGUUGUGAUUUUCUUGUAAAUUUUAAGUUUCUUGUAGCUCUGAAGCAGAAAAUACAAUACUGUGCUUGUA